AUGCCAAACGACCUGGGAAAUGGGGCACAGUCCAAGAUAAGUGGAAAAAACCAGCUGGACCGUAUUGUACGGAAAGAAAUAGGAAAGUGGGUGCUGCUGCACAGGUUUAUUCAUAAGUAUGAUCGGCUCGCGGGCAAAAAAUCAAGUGUGAGGGAGAAAAUGGCGAAGCAGAAUGAUCAUCCAAGCGAACACCCAUCUGAUCAGCCAACUGAUCCACCGCAUGAACAACCAACCGGUAAACCAACCGAACAACCAACUGGUCACACAAACGUGUUUAACCUCUUAUAUCGCCCGACGGGAACGCAUCAAAUGCACAAUGGAUUCUGGCAUACCAUAACACCAGAACAAAGCAGCCCUCCAAGGGCAUUCACCCCUACCCCCUGGAAUCAAAAAAGGUCUUGCACCGGACCCUCUGGGGUAUACUUGCACGAAUGCCCACCAAAGGUUACUGUACAUGAUGCCGUACAAAAUUUGCCUUCACAAAAUAACCUAUUGGAAGAGACUAAGUUUAAAGAAGAUUCAAACGAAUUACUUUGUGAUUCCUCACCCAGUACAAACAAAGUCAAAAGGAAGGUAAUAAAAAAACAUGGAAUUAGCAAAGACGCAACUAAGGCUAUCAUAUCCAGGUGUAUCGACAUAAAGAGUUAUAUUGUCCAACACAAAAACAGCUUCAAAAAUAUGUUAAUCAAUUUGUUCAACGAGUACAUGUUCCUGAGGAGGUACAUGAACAGCAACUACCACACAUAUCAUAAGUUAAAAUUCUUCCUUAGCUGCAACCAUUAUGUGAAGAAGUUACAUGACGUUCUGUCGAUUUUUGCUGACGUUGUGGAGGAGAGUGACGAAUACUUAAUGAUAGAAUUGUACAAGAAAAUAAAAAUGAACAUUCGUCUGCUGUACUAUGUCGGGAGAAUUUUAUCCAACUAUCUCACCUGCAUUGCUUAUAAAAAAAUGGCAUACGUAAUUAUGAUUUGUAUUUCUCGAGUACACACCAUUUUUAAAUGUAUGCUCAUAUCGGAACCGUUUAAGAGUGGCGUUCCGGAGUUGAUGAAGAUGAUUAAGUACGAUGUAGCCUGA
Plasmodium fragile is the source of this 1074-nucleotide messenger RNA. RefSeq lists its product as uncharacterized. NCBI's taxonomy places the organism in Eukaryota, Apicomplexa, Aconoidasida, Haemosporida, Plasmodiidae. The transcript has a single exon. The record is from RefSeq and is a predicted model, not a curated record. Bases 1 to 1074 code for a protein of 357 amino acids.